ACACUCGGGAUUUGAGGUCUACGCGAUGACGUCACUGCGCAAACCUGGCGCUCGGGGAAACAUUUCGUAAAAUCAAGUUCAAAGAAAUUUUUUGUUGUUGUGGUGGCUUUUACGAAAUAGUCAGCUUACAAAAAAAAUAUCAGGCCACAGAACAACAUCUUUGAACGGGAAACAACAUAUUCGAAGGACAAGAAAAAUGGGGCGCAGAAAAUCCAAGAGAAAGCCCCCCCCCAAGAAAAAAAUGACCGGCAACUUGGACACCCAGUUCACGUGCCCGUUUUGUAACCACGAAAAGUCGUGCGAUGUGAAAAUGGAGCGAACCCGAAACACAGGAAUUAUAUCAUGCAGCGUUUGCUUGGAGGAGUUCCAGACUCCUAUAACCUAUCUGUCAGAACCGGUGGAUGUUUACAGUGACUGGAUCGAUGCAUGUGAAGCAGCCAAUCAGUGAUCGUUUCCUCUCCAAUCAACUGGUACAACGACAAGUUCUUGUUUUGUUAGCACCGUAGCUACACAGUAUUUACUUCAACGCCACAUCGAGCGCCGAUUCCUAUGCCAACUUUGCCACCGUGUCGGAUGUGGCAAAACGGAGCGACGGGCGAAGAUGCGUCGUUCUGUUUUUGCAAUCGUUUGACAUUCAAAGUCAGCGCUCAUGGGAUUACCGUUCACAGGUGAGACUGAACAAGGACCUUUCAUUGCAUUUGCCCAUUUUCAGGGGCACUUAUCCACAGUAAGUGCAGAAUAGAAACUUCAAUUAGCUGCUCAUUUAAUAGUCACCCGGUAGCUUGCCAUCAAAAGCUGAAAACGCAAACAAAGAAUCGACAGUAUAUGAGCUUAACAUUGGUGUGCACAAACAAUUAGCAAGCCCUCUCCAACUAUUAGCACGUAUCAAAUUAGCUUGUAGUCUGCAUCCCACUAAAGAAGUGACUUUCAGCUUUUGCCUGCCAGGCGCCGAUUUGUUUGUCUGAUGUAGGGUGAGUUUUUUUUGCAUCCGGGCUUUAAUAAACCCAUUUGCACGUGGAAUCGAGAACAGUGCGCCGAGAUCUUCGUGGGAUGGGUUUCCACGGCCGAUCGGCUGCAUCCGAGCCAGGCAUCACCGAGUGCAAAGCAAAGCGUCGGAUGCAGCGGUGUAAAGCGCGCCGCCCCUGGACUCUAGAGGAGGGGGGGGGGGGACGCGUUCUCCGGAGCGACGAAUGAUGCUUCUCCAUCUGGCAGUCUGAUGGAUGGCUCUGGGUUCGGCAGUGAAAGGAAGUGAAUGUCCAAUUCCAUGCUCCCAACUUUGCGGUAACAGUUUGGAAGUGGGCCUUUCCCCUUCCAACAUGACUGUGUUAAAUCGACUUAGCUGAGUUUUACUGAUUUCCCCCCACAGCCCGAGUACAAGCUCAACUUGUGCGCAGAGUAAGAAGGCUUGUACACAUUUGUUAGUGACGGAAGCUCAAUGACAGAUAAAUAAAUGCCUAAUGGCCACACUUGAACACAAAAACUAUCUAAAAUACCAUGCUUGCCAGCAAAAUGAUUGCACACAAAAUGUAAAUGAAUCGAAACAUUUUCAAACCUCUCCAGUGUGAAUACCGUACUGACCCAUUUUCCUUUCGACAAAUUGCCUGCUGGGGCGCUGGGGAUGGUGUCUUGCUCAAGGACAGUAGCCAGAAAGCACACACACUACAGUCUGUCCAACAACCAGUUGCUAUUUUGACUUUGGACAUUUGUCCCCAGUGGGUAUGGAACUCCGUAUCUUACAGAUGAGGUAGCGGAGUAAACAUUCAUACUCGUCAGAUAAAAAGUUGCGUAGGUUUUUCUAUCCGUUUCCCAAAUAGAUUUGCGCGCGUGUGGCUGGGUAAACGGGAGGCAUUCACUUCAAGCACUCUGUAGUCCAUUUGCGUAAUUGCGUUCGUUUACACGGCACAACUUCCACAUCAAAUAUGGCAGACACAGUGACCUAACGCAACAACGCGCCUAUGUAUACAGUAUCCUGUAUAUCUAUGGUUAGCGCGAUGAAAUAUUUUCUUGAAAUAUGUAAUGUGUUGUUUGAUUGAAGCUCAUUUCGACUUCUAAACCCUUAGUAUUUACUCCAUCCGUGUAUUAAACCCAGCAUUAUGCAAGUAGGUGUUGGUAUUUGUUAUCUCUUAGGACCAAAUAGCCAUGAAACAUGAUAUUUCUGUCACGGUUAUUAUACGUUAUAUAUAUAUAUAUAUAUAUAUACUCACCACUGGUAUUUGUUCUCAUUAGUAUGUGAUCUUUUUCAGUGUUGAUUUGAAUCCCAUCAUUGAUACAAACGCUGCUGUGUAAUACCUGCCAAUGUCUUAAGGUCAAGUAUGUACAGACAGGCAAGUGAUGAGUGAAGGGCGGCGGGGGGAAGGAUUUUUAGAUCUAUAUAUAAUGAUGGGUGUGCAGAUCUGGUAUUGUCUGUGUACCGCGCCAGUUCUCGAUUUGAAUUCUUUUUUCGAAUCACAUCUUUCCCAUUUAUAUUUUGCAUGCAUUUUAAGAUCAUUACAGCAAAUCAGAUUUUUUGUUUUCAAGUGUUUUUAUUGCACAAAUGUCAUGUUGAGUGAAAGCCAGUAUAGAAGAAAGACAAUAUUGUUGAAACACAGCCUACUCAUGAAAGGUGACAUUUUACCAUUGACUCAACAUUUUGAUAUAUUUUAGAUUACACAGAUUAAUAAAUCCACUGUAAAAAUGCUAAUCUUCAUUGCUCGUAUUCAUUUUAUUCAAUUAAAGGAAUGUUCAAAGAUUUGACUGACAACUCGG
Phyllopteryx taeniolatus (common seadragon) is the source of this 2745-nucleotide messenger RNA. It is a transcript of the gene elof1, whose product is annotated as elongation factor 1. The coding region runs from base 197 to 448 and encodes 83 amino acids. NCBI's taxonomy places the organism in Eukaryota, Metazoa, Chordata, Actinopteri, Syngnathiformes, Syngnathidae. The record is from RefSeq and is a predicted model, not a curated record. Gene Ontology annotation, molecular function: RNA polymerase II complex binding. Gene Ontology annotation, cellular component: transcription elongation factor complex. The transcript has 4 exons. Gene Ontology annotation, biological process: transcription elongation by RNA polymerase II.